GCGUCUCGUGUUGUUUGGAUAAUGGCGCUGACGACCUCCUGACACGAAGCCGGUAGAGUCGAGGGCAAGAAAAUGACAUUUUUUUCAGUAUAAAAUUCCUGUUUUGCACGUUUAAAAGGUUUUACUCAAAAGUAAAUACCGCACUAGGCUCAUAAUAGUAGCGGUGGGUCGACUCGAAGGUGAAGCUGCCAACCGCUCCCUCAAAAUCUCCUAUUUUUUCUUGCUCUGGUAAAAGUUUUCAGUCGACACAAUUUGUGAUGAUUCCGACAAGGACGUGUUGACUUGUGUGCACCUUCCACACACAGGAGGCUGCACUGCAACAAUGCCGGAGUCCUCCUCGGUUAAGGACGUUCAGAGCAUCUCUGUGGAAUGUGGAAGGCCCCGCAUGAUGGGCCCCUUGGAGCCAUCAUUGCUGCAGAAGAAGUCGUCCUGCAGGCUCUCCAACUUCUGCACUGAGAACAACGUGCAGGAAUGUGUGUCGCACAUCAAUCAGGAGGUGUCAUCGCUCGGCCUUCCCCCGGUCUGGGCGCCGUCAGGGCAGAACCCGGACAUGAACGUUGUGUCGGUGCUCAACUGCAUGUUUGAGCUGGUGCAGCUUCAUCGCCGGGGCCUCCAAACCCUGGAGAACAUGGAGGUGGAGCAGCUGAAGUCCAGCAACAACGUGGACUCUUUGCAGCUCACCAGCACGCGACUUAAGGAGCAGCUGGAAGUUUCCAAAAGAGAGAACACAGGACUUCAUGAGCGGGAACGCCAACUGCAGCUGAAAGUGAAGAGCUUGCAGAACUGCCUGAAAAACGAAAAAGAAGAGAUCCACAAACUGCAGAACAUGGUCUCCAGCCGGGCCAGCCAGUAUAAUCAUGAGAUGAAGAGGAAAGAGCGCGAGUUCAACAAACUGAAAGAGAGACUGAAUCAGCUUCUGGCCGACAAGAAGGAGAAGAAAAUAGCCAUUGAUGUGUCCAACAAACUGGGAAGAGUUGACGGCAAGAGAAGCCUUUGGAAGACCGAAAAGACGGAAGCAAAGCAUGAGGGGGACAUGUACAAGACUCUGCUAGGGGACUAUGAGAGUCGGCAGAGGGACCUGCUGCUGGAAAACGCCGAGUUGAGGAAAGUGUUGAAGCACAUGAAAAAAGACAUGGCGCUCAUCCUGACUUCCAGGAAGUCAUCGGCGAAAGGAGACCGGCAUGACGACGGUGCCAUAGAACAGGCGGACUCGGAAGAAGAAGAAGCCUUUGAAUCUAGUAAGGAUACGGUGGAGCUGUUUAGUGGUCACACUCGGGAGAAGCUGACCAGCAGUGUUCGACGCCAGUGGAGACGACUGAAGAGCCACGUUGACAGGCUGGACAGCCGAGGAUCAUGGGCAUCAUCCACGGGCGAGAGCGAAAACAGUGCUGCCAUUUCCCGGGACUCGUCAAAGGAAAUGGACAAACUGAAGCAAGAAGUGCAGCAGUGCAAAGACUACAUUCAGACACAGCAGCACCUCCUUCAGCAGCAGCUGAGCUCUCAGUGCGAUGAGGAGACGUCCGUCAUGCUGGGCGACUGUUACAUGUCGCAAGGGAAAGAUCGUCUACGCGAGGAGUGGAAGAGGCUCCAGGAAGAGAGGAAGAUCUUUGAGAGGGAGAGGAGGAACUUCACGGAGGCAGCAAUUAGACUGAGCCAAGAGAGGAAGACCUUUGAGGAAGAUCGUGCUGUGUGGCUCAAACACCAGUUUUUAAACUUCAACCCCUUUGGCCACUCCAAGAAGGCCACCAGGUCAAAGUCACAGUGUUCCUUUCAGAUAUCUGAAACGUCACCUGAAGAGAGCGCCAUCAGCUCCCCCAGCGCUGGACGUGCAGCCAGCCUGUCAUCCUCCACGUGCGACCUGCUUCACACGCUCAGCCACUUCUGUGACAACAGCUCCACCAAACCAAAGAGAACGACUGAAGACGCCGGCGACGCCAGCUCCUCAUCCGCUCAGCCCAAACGCUGGAUCAGCAGUGACGACCUCAUGUUCCCGCAGGAGGAAAGCGGCUCACUUUGAGCGAGCGGCACUUUAUUAUCAUUCAUCUUGUCUUUGUUUUUUCUAUAAACCUUUUGUAUUUAUUUAGAAGGUGAGCAUCGAUCGUUUUAUUUAUUGCUUAAUGUGCUCAUGCUGACGUUUCUGUCCUUGAAUAUGCUCUACUCACAAGAAGUUUGGGAUAACUGGCUUGCAGAUUAUAUUUCAGGAUGAAGCUAAAAUGCACAAUUUCCAGGAUGUGAUCUUUGUUCAAUUUGUUUCAGUGCUUUUCGCACAACUUGCUGUUCUCUGGAGAAAAAUGGCAAUAUUCAUAUAAUACAGUAUUCAUUAGUGAUGUGCGAUACCACUCAUUUUCUUUCCCAUUCGAUACAGUGAAAAAUUUCAACAUCCAACUCCUAGAAUGACUCCAAUUUUACCAGACCAAAUGUGUCUGGUAAAAUUGAAAAAGUAGUGUAUUUUAAUUGUUGCUGCUUCACCACUUUAGUCACAAUUUUUGCGCUUAAGAAACUUCUCUUUGACUUUAGCUCUGGACUUCUUAAUUUUUACUUUUGGCUCCUUUAAAACCAAGAUUUGUGCCUUUGGGUUUGAAAUAAGGCAUUAGGGGGUCCAGGUCACUGGGGUGAGCAUUCUGUUUUACUUUAGAGUCAAAUACAAUUAUUUCCGUCUUGUUCUUAUUUAAGUUUAGAAAGUUUACCGCCAACCAUGCUUUUAUGUCCUCAAGACAAUUUAAAAGUGAUUUUACACUCAUGUCACUUCUU
Messenger RNA from Entelurus aequoreus (snake pipefish), 2751 nucleotides. RefSeq names its product afadin- and alpha-actinin-binding protein-like. Lineage: Eukaryota; Metazoa; Chordata; Actinopteri; Syngnathiformes; Syngnathidae. Bases 323 to 2017 code for a protein of 564 amino acids. The record is from RefSeq and is a predicted model, not a curated record. The transcript is spliced from 14 exons.